Molecule: messenger RNA, 1157 nt
Organism: Zerene cesonia (dogface butterfly)
Lineage: Eukaryota; Metazoa; Arthropoda; Insecta; Lepidoptera; Pieridae
Gene: lms
Product: homeobox protein ceh-2
Exons: 3
Coding region: 185-1078 (297 amino acids)
Biological process (GO): neuron differentiation; central nervous system development; regulation of DNA-templated transcription
Molecular function (GO): DNA-binding transcription factor activity, RNA polymerase II-specific; DNA binding
Source: RefSeq, a predicted model, not a curated record
CGCAUCGUUAGGUUUCAAAUUAGUUAAAAUUAUUGCCUCUUCUGAUUUUGUUGUAAAUCAGAGAGGAGCGACGCAUGGACGAGAGAUCAGUUGUGUUUGUGAAGUGUUUUGGGUUGAAGACGAUUCAUAAUCGAACCUUGAUACUGUAAAAGAUUUUGACGAAGUGAAUGUGAUAUAUAGUGAAAUGGAUAAAACAGAAUCAAUGGAGGAAGCUAAAGUUGAAGUUAAUAACGCAGUAGAAACUAAACUACCGUUUUCAAUUGAUAGCUUGUUGGCUGAUAAAUUUAAAGACAGAACAGAGAGUUCUACGUCUUUAGAUUGUUUCAGUGCGUUUAAAGACCAAGUUAAUGUGCACUCUGAUGAUGAUGAUGAUAAAGGUAGCAGUGGGUCUGAGCAAUUGGACGUAGAAACGUCAGUAGGUGAUGAACGGGAUAUCGGUGAUGUGAAAGCAGAUUAUCAAUCAGCAUCCUGCUCUCGUGGCAAACGCGCCAGAACGGCGUUCAGUGCUCAGCAGAUCAAGAGUUUGGAGGCUGAGUUUGAGAAGAACAGAUAUCUGUCUGUUGCUGCGAGGGGUCGCUUGGCUAGGCAGUUGAGACUUACCGAAACACAGAUAAAAAUAUGGUUUCAAAACCGUCGAACGAAAUGGAAACGAAAAUACACGAACGAUGUCGAAUUAUUCGCUCAACAAUAUUACAAUAGCUUGGGUAUUGUCACACCUAGGCCCAUGUUUGUCGGCGACCGAUUGUGGAUAUUUAACUAUCCUAACCGUCUUCCUCAAUGGAAGUCAUUAAACGUUGCCAACAUCAACCACCAAGGGCAAUUAAUAGACAGGAAUCUGUUUAGGAACGCGCCAAAACCGGAUUCAUUCCUAAUUCCCCCCAACGAGCGGUUUUUGAACAUGGAACGACUGUCACCUGUCAAAGUCCCCGCGCCAAAUCGACUCGUUCCUAUUCCGAAUGUUUACAACAAUUUAGCACAAAGGAGUUUGGAUAUGUAUAAAAAUGGUAUAUUGACUACCACUCCACAAGAUUCAAAUGUUGAUUAUUUGAGAAGACUGGAAGAGAACUUUAGUAUUUAAAUAGAUAUAGGUGAUGAAGUAAAUACCAAAGAUGUAACUAUUUUGUAAAAUAAUAUAAAUCUUUUCGCAAUAUAAUUUA